AUGUUCUGCCACAGAAAGUCCACAUCCCGAGCUCCGGGGGAAGAAGUCGGCACCAGCAGGGGCAAAAGUGAAGUGCAAUCUCCGUCUCGCAAUUUCUUUACGAGGAGAGCGGGCUUACCAUGGUAUCUGAGGCAAGUCCUGCAAACCCUUCUGGUCAUGUAUCGCUGCUCCUCACGGGUCCUGGCAGAGCCAGAGGAGAAUUUCGUGAUCCGCGUGGAGCGGCUGUUGGACAACGAGCUCGUCAGGUUUGUGAUCUCGCAGCAGCAGCAGCUGUCUGCGAAGAACCAGGCCACGGGCAGCACGAUGCUGGCAGAAAGCAUGAUCUUCAAAGAUGCUCGAACAGGUAGCAUGCGCAGCCGGUCCAAGGGCCACAUACAGGAAAGGGAACAACGACAGCUCGACGAGGACUCUGAUCACGAGGACAUGGACGUCCUCUCCAACGCAGGAGCUCGUCCAGGCAAUUGGUCCAGCGAAAUAUCUCGCACUUCAAGCGGCGACUCUGGAGAGAGGAGGAACGGUGAUGAACCACAGCGCGUGCUCAAAGCACCGUUCUUCCGGUCAUGGGAGGACUUCAUGGAGUUCGACAACAACUUUAAGCACAAGAUCCCGAUCACGCAGAGCGAUUUCUCCCUUUUGCUGGAGAAGGAGGCGCAAAACAUGCAAGGCUGGGAUAUGUGCGUCGACCGCAAGGAAAUCAAGGUUGCCAAGACGCUGCAAUCCGAUGGCGGUGGCUGCAUUUUCUUGCGUGCGUGGUCGUCGCUACCGGAUGUGGAGUUGCCGGUUGUAUUCCACAUGUUCUACAAAUGUGAGAAGCGUAUGGAGUGGGACCGGGCAUUCUUUGAGAUGAAGGUCCUCGACCAAAUCGAGGGCUCCGACAUUCUCUACAGCGUGUUGCGAGUCCCCGCAUGCACGCCCCGCGACUACGUCCAGUACCGGCGGGUCAAAGUCUUAGAGGACGGAACAAUUCUCAUCAGUCUUCGCUCGGCCAUCCACCCCGACAUGCCGGAGAAGAACGGGUACAUCCGUGCCGAGUCGUUCACUUCCGGCUACGUCAUGCGCCCAUACGACGAUGGGAAGGAGAAGGGCACCAAAGUUUUUCUGAUGACAAUGACCGAUGUGAAGGGUAUCAUCCCGAAGUGGAUGAUUAACUUCGUUGCUCCUCGGAAGCCCGGUGAGUGGGUUGACUGCCUGAAACGAGCGUGCCUCGACUAUCAGAGUGCCAAUCCAGACUACCCAAAGCUUGAAAAGGAUCUGGAGCCCUUCAAGCACAACCAUCCUUUUGACUACGAGGACACGACCAUCGAGACGUCCCCAGCUGGAGAUCUUGCAACUCGCAAACAGUCCCCGACGUGGGUGACCCUCUGA
Symbiodinium sp. CCMP2592 is the source of this 1365-nucleotide messenger RNA. Lineage: Eukaryota; Dinophyceae; Suessiales; Symbiodiniaceae. The record is from the annotation of a GenBank genome assembly.